Messenger RNA from Alosa alosa (allis shad), 3505 nucleotides. It is a transcript of the gene slc25a24l, whose product is annotated as solute carrier family 25 member 24, like. Bases 694 to 1845 code for a protein of 383 amino acids. The record is from RefSeq and is a predicted model, not a curated record. Gene Ontology annotation, molecular function: calcium ion binding; ATP transmembrane transporter activity. Gene Ontology annotation, biological process: transmembrane transport. The transcript has 10 exons. Lineage: Eukaryota; Metazoa; Chordata; Actinopteri; Clupeiformes; Clupeidae.
GGGAGGCAUGUUCAGUUUCACAGAUCUAAAUAACUUGAAUUCCAUCUAAUACUAAAACAGUUAAGAUCCUGAUUUGUUUUGGCAAGAGGUUGAAUAUGGUACUUGUAUGUACCCUAUGCUAUGCUUUGAGGGCAUGAGUAAUAGGGACUUUCACAAGAGGUGGGAUGAAAUGGGAUGAUACAGGCAUUGUGUGUGUGUGUGUGUGUGUGUGUUAUUUUUGUUUCAUUGACACCAUAGCUAUGCAGUGAUCAACAGCACCCCACACUCUCUCAGUGUAUCCUGUAACAGCAGAUAAGGUGACCUUCUGGGCUGUGCCUCUGAUUCAGAAAUUUGGCAUCACACCUAAGAGCGUAACCUUUUGGCAGAGGGGGCCACAAAACAUGAUCAGAGGCAACAUGACAGUUGUUUCCCAAUUUAAGUCCUGGUAGCAAAUGAAGAGGGCAGUAAAAAAAGCACAGGAGGAAGGAAACUUCCAGAAGAUUAGUUAUUCCACUCUCCCUCCAAGAGAACCAAUAUAGACCCACAAAGCAACAAGAAUCACUAUGAUCAGUCUAUGCUGACAGCUGGGAGUCUGAUGUUUUUUAUGGCAUUUGCCUGACCAAAGAUCUUUGGAGGACUUUUCAGGUCAUUGUUAAAAAUUACGACCAAAACAGGGAUGGCCGAUUAGAUUACGAAGAGUUUUUGGGCUAUAUCAUGGACAAGGAAAGGAAAUGGAAAAUUCAUUUUCAUGCACUUGACAAAAAUCAAUGUGGGGCUAUUGACCAAGAGGAUAUUAUUGAUCUAUUCAAGGAGUUAGGUGUGGUAAUAUCAAAGCAAAAUGCAAAGAAAAUCAUUCAAAUGAUGGAUGAAGACCGUUCAAUGACUGUUGACUGGGGAGAAUUCCUACAUCACAUUAUAAUUAAUCCAGCAGAAAAUAUUAAAGAUCUGGUGUCAUCCUGGAGACACAGCCUGGUGUUUGAUGUUGGUGAAAGUCACUCCAUGCCCAUAGAGAUGACUCAGGAUGAUGCAGACCUCUCUGUUUGGGGAAACUUUGUAUUAGCCGCGGGCCUGGCAGAUGCUGUGUCUAGAACAGUAACUGCUCCAAUUGAUCGUCUUAAAACAUUGCUUCAGGUCCAUGGAUCAAAAGCUGCCCCUCUUGGAUUUAGAGAACUACAGGCUGGAGGCCUGAGGUCUAUGUGGCAAGGGAACAUGGUGAAUGUCCUGAAAGGAACACCACAGUCAACCCUACAGUGUCUCAUCUAUGCUCAGAUGAAAGUCCAGAUGGGCCAGAGGGAAACCCUGUCUAUUCAGCAGCGAUUUGGAAUGGGUUGUGUUUCAGGAGCUAGUGCCCAUGCUGUGUUUUAUCCUCUAGAGGUUCUGAAAGUGCGGCUGAACCUUCAACAAGCAGUAUCCUAUUGUGGAGUAUUAAGAUGUGCAAGAGCCAUUUACCAGAACGAGUCUGCUGCAGCCUUCUACAGAGGUUUUAAGCCGAGCAUUCUUUGCAUGAUACCCUAUGCUGGCGUAGAGUGUGCAGUCCACCAGUCCAUCAUGAGUUGGGUGAAAAGGGACCCUGCUUACAACAGUGAAGCAAAGUGGUUCUUCUUCAGCUUUGUGGCAUUCGCCUCUGGACAAGCCACCAGCUAUCCAUUAGCAGUGAUUCGUACUCAGCAGCAAGCCCAAGCUUUCAGCUCCCUUUCACCGCAGGCUUCAAAUAUGGGCCUAGUUCAAGGAUUUCUUGGGAUUUAUGAAAGACAGGGGCUACGAGGCUUCUACAGUGGAAUGGGAACCAGUUUUGUAAGAGCUGUCCCAUGUGCCUUACUAAACUACACAUUGACAGCAAAACUUGAAACACUGUGUUCUCAGUAAACAAUCCCAUUGAUGUAACAGCAUAAAAUGUAACAGUGAGGACUGUAAACGGUACAUGUAUGUAGUGGUACAUAAUAUGACCACCAUGGUGUUGCCAUAUAAUGCUUCUCAAUUUCUGUCCACCCCCUGCAACUCAUGCUUGUGAAUUGCAAGUUUUACAUACUCUCCCCUUGGUAGCGCAAUGAUUGUUGAAACUACAGUAACAUUGCUUAUGUAUACAUGUAAAUUUCACAAAGUCAUAUGUCAUAUUUUCUACAAGGUCCCAAACUUGUGUGCACUACCUCACUAAGAAAAGGUUGCAACAACAAAGUAUUUUGUUGGUGACAGCCAAAUAGCCUACAUAGAAUGUGUUGUGGAAUUCUGCCAUUAUGUGCCAGUUAUAUUAUGCACUGCUAAGUGUGCCAGUGUGUGUGAGUGAGUGUCUGUGUGCCUGGGUGUAUGGGUCUACAGACUUGUGUGAAAUGCUUCACUAAGACAAAUCUGCAACUACUGUCAACGUAUCACAAAAUAUUUAACACGGAGCACUUCCUGAACUCAAAAGCUGUAUAUUUGAAGUUCUCUUUUAAUUGGAAACAUUGAUUAUCCAAAACAAAAAGACUCCAAGGCACUCUCUUUUUUAAAACUGUUAAAAAGUCUUUUCAUGGUUUGCUCAUUUACAACCUUUUUUAAAAUUCUGAAACGUUUCAGCAUCAAACCUUUAUCAGGGAGUCAAACAGUUCAAUCCACCAAAUGUCAAUCCACCAAUCGUAACCUUCCACCGGGGAAAACCUGGGGCUUUUCACAAAGUCAAGGAUUUGUGCUUGGUAGAAUGAGUCCUGCCGAGUCGAAUCCGUCACAGACGAGGUCAGGCUUCUUCCUAGCAUAUGGAAAACACACAAUGGAACAGACUAGCGAGUGUGCAGGAAGCUGCAGGUGCAUUAUUAAAAACCAUGAGUGCGCACAGGAUUGUGGGUGUUCCAAGCACACAAAGGAUACACGCAUGCAUCCUCGAAAAUCUCAGAACGAAGGACUCAACCUGAUAGAAUUGUAAAGCACCCUUGACAUUGGAACAGUGCUUGGCGAGAUUUGAUGACGUAACAUCCUUGAAAGAGCGGCUUUGAAGGACCCAUCCUUGACUUUGAGAAAAGCCCCUGGUGUUCUGGCCUAGAGUGUGUGCAUACACAUAUCCAGCAGAUGGCAUCAUUUCAAUUGUUGCGGACUUGCCGUAGUAAAGCAGUGGAUUCUCUCUCUCUCUCUCUAUCUCUCUCUCUCUGUCUCUCUCUCACUCACACACACAGGCACACACAUGCCAUUUUGUUAUUUUGUUUUACAAUUUGCUGUUAAUACUGCGUAUAAACAAUUGCAUUGUCAAACAGUAAUUAUGACCGCCGCUAUAUAGCAGGGAUUGUGAAAGUUUUUGUUUUUUCCCCUGUCAUCUACUUGCUGAAUUUUUUGUCAACGAUCCCUGGGACACCGAAACACCGGGGCACAUGAAACUUGGUGAGCAUAGCCCCACUAGCUUUUUAUGAAUUUUUUUUUUAUUUUGGUCCUGGCGCUGGGCCAUUUUUUAUGGUAUGUUGGUCUCAAGGGCCCGCAUCAACUUAGGUUCACUUACGAGACUUUGUGCACAUCCCAGGUGCUGAACAAAUAGGUCAAGUUUUUAAUGAAAAAAGUUCGCACA